CGCAAGCAAACGUGAACGAACAUGCGCGCGCGUGUGUGUGUGCCUGGGUACAGAAAGUACAGAAGAAAAGUUGAGCGUUUUCAGACGUCGCCAUCUUGAAGCGGAACAUAAAUGCGUAUUUUCGGUGCCUUGAAGGCGAAAAUCAUAGUUGUAACAGUAGCGAAACGUUAGGAAAGUGUGUGGCAAAGCCAUUAAACUAGUGUUUAGGAUUCGCACCGUCGUCGUCGUAUCAGCGCCGUGUGGAAAUCGGCUUUACCAGGCCAGAGAUAUAAUCCAUCAUCAGCGGACACAGGAGGAAGAUAUAGCCCCGUCGUGACAGCUUCCUGUACCGUAUUGGAAUAUAGUUUUGCAACACAACGGUGUGUUGUGUGUGUUGUGCGCGCGAGACACAUUGUAUUAGCGUUGGUGUAUAGAGAGAAAAAAACAGGUUAAGAAAAACAGAGACACUCUUUGCUGGCAAGAAACUAAACAAGCUCUCCGGCGAUCAAUCAAACACCAAAAACCAUCCAUUUUGUUGUGCGUGUGUUCAAUCCCUAUUCCUCGCUUGAUCGUUUUUCGGUGCCGCUUUUGGGUUGUUGGCGCUGCUCCAUGUUGUUGUGGUCCAGGAAGAACGGCGCGACCGCGACCGACUGUUGAGCGCUCGCGAAACUCGAAAGAAAAAAAAAGGAAAACAGAAACAGUUCCCGGAAACAGGACAGGCUUUCAGACAGCAGCGCAGACAGCAGACAGCAGACAGCAGCAACAACAACUGCAUCGAUCGCACCGCGCGCACCCAUCAUGAGUGUGAUCAUUCGGCUGCAGAACCUGCCCUUGGCGGCGAAUGCGUCCGAUGUGCGCUCCUUUUUCAAGGGUCUGUCCAUUCCCGACGGUGGCGUCCACAUCGUCGGCGGUGCAUUGGGCGAUGCGUUUAUAGCGUUCAGCACCGACGAAGACGCCCGACAAGCGAUGGCACUCAAUGGAGGCUGCAUUAAAAAUGAACCCAUAUCACUGCUACUAUCGUCCCGUGCGGAAAUGCAGAAGGUGAUCGAGCAGGCACGCAAAGCCGCCCUAAGCUACAUGCAGCUAAAGCAAGCAGCGACAGUGGCGGCCGUUCUACCGAAGGCUGCCGUACCCGUCCAGCGUCCCACCAUACCGGCCACUACUACUUUAUCGCCCCUAUCGGUCGCAGGUUCGAAAGCAGCUCCGACAGCUAGCAGCUUGGCGCAGUUUAACAUUCCACCAUCGGCCAAGAUCGCUGCCGGUGGAACUACAGCACCGGCUAGUGGCGUGGCUCAACAGCCACAGCCACCGGUUAUAUCGUUGGCUGGAUUUCUGGCUAAGGCGGCAGCAAGUGCAACGGUUGCUCCAACCGUACCUGCCGCCACUACGGUUGCAACGCUCAGUCCACUGUUGGCGCAAGGUUCAAGCUACAAUGAAAUCCCGGGACUGUCGUUUCUUUCGUCCGAUGCUGCAGCAGAUGAGGCAGGCCCCGUUAUGACGCCGCUCGCUCGCACUACUGCACCCACACUGCCGUCCAACGGUGGCAACCUUUCCGAUUGGCUGUCGGCCCUGAACAGUCAGGCGGCAAAGGCCGUCGUACCGCCCGUUGCAGCCGAAAUGCCUCGCCCGAUCAUUGUGAACGAUCAGAGUCCGUGGAAGUUUUUGAAAAAGGAUCGUCGUAGCCGCAGUCGUUCGCGUUCGCGCGAGCGCUCGUACCGUCGCGGCAGCCGUUCGUCUUCCCGCGAGCGGGACAAUCGGCGCCGCAGCCGCUCCUCGUCCCGGGGCAGAACGUACAACAGGGAUGCGGACAGCCACAGUCGAUCUUCUUCGCGAGAACGUAACACCCGCUGGUCGCGCAGUUCGAGCCGCGAGCGGAGGAGUGGUCGCGGACGGCGCCGAAACAGCCGCAGUCGCAGCCCUAGCCGCGACCGGUUCGGCCGCACGCGUCAGCGAAGUCGCUCGCGGUCGCGCGAUCGUCGCAGCCAUGAUAGCAAUAGCCGCGAUCGAUACGACGCCUCGAACGGUGGCCGUUCGCGGUUUUCCGACAAGAACGAUUUGGAAUUCGUCGCAUUGCAGCAGCAGCAGCAGCAGCAACAGGGACAGCACUCGAUUAACGGCGGUGCGUUUGCGGGGUUGAAUCAGACGAUGGAACCCAUCUUUGGACUGCACACUGGGCCGGGUGGAAUGGUGGAUGCGCGUGCCCGGUUCGGUAACAACAACCAGCAGCAGCCGAAUCAUUUCUCUACCAGAAGUGGGAAAAUUUCACCCCUCCCGAGCGGCAACGGGCUGAACGGCGGUUUCGGUGGCAUGUUCCGCAACACUUCCCCCCUGCCGGAGAGUGUGUACUCGAGCGCCAAGUCGGGCGCAAUCACGAGCGACUAUGCGGUGAAGAUUUCGAACCUGGAAUCGGUCACAGGGUACGGGGAGAUACGGCGGUUCUUCAAGUCGCACCUGAUCACGACGCAAGGCAUCAAGAUGAUAAACGAUCAAAACGGGCGCCGCACGGGGACGGCUUACAUACAGUUUCUGCGCAAGGAGGGCAAGAAGUAUGCCCUGUCGCGCGACGGUUCGGCGGUGCGUCGGAUGCGCGUUCGCAUCGAGUCCAUUACGGAUCAGGAGUUUGACUCGGCCGUCGACUCGUACCGGCCCGGUAUGUCGCAUAAUGGGAAGGCUUGGGACGAUCAGAACCCGCGGAACGUUAACCCCUGGUGCACGAACGACUAUUCGAACGAGGGCCGCAAUGGUGGUGGUGGUGGUCGUGCGGGAAGUAGCGAUGUGAUCGAAAUUGCGGACGAUCGGGACGAGCCGAGACACGACUCGGGCCGUAGGCCACCGCCGGUAGCAGCGUCGUCCGCGCUGGUGGUGUGGAAUCUACCCACUUUCACUACCGAGCAGGACAUCAUGAAAAUGUUUUCCGACUUUACUGUAGUGGAGGUGCUGAUUGUGAAGAACCACCACGCACCGAAACAGCUCGACGGGUACGUAAAGUUCCACCGGCAGGAAGAUGCGCAGGAAGCGUGGAAGCAGGUGCAUCGUCACUUUAUCGGCAACAAGAAGGUUACGGUACUGGUGUGCCAGGAGAUCGACUACGAGGUGGCCAAGAACGAGCACGAGAACCCGAGGGAUGUGGAGGAGAGCUCCUCCUCCGAGCAGCAGCAGCAGCAACAGCAGAACGCAGACGGACAGAUGGAACGCGAGCGAGCUGGGUCGGAGAAUGGGCAGAGCGAGGAGCGGGAGAGCGUCAAUGGUAGCAGUUCCGGUAAUGGUGGAAACCAUAGUCGGCAGGGUCGCUCCAGCAAGCACGGCAGUCGGUGGGGAUCUGUCGAACGGCCAUGGGAUGAUGAUACGAGUGAAAAUAUUGCACUGAAAAACAUGAUGCUGGAGGCACAGCGGCGAAUGAAUGCCGAGGCAGCGGGAGCAGCUAACUCGGAAUCGAACGGCCCGUGGAACGUGCUCGAUGAUCGUAUGAGUCGGGGCAAUUCGCUUGGCAAUGAUAGCGAUAAUAAUGGCAACUCCAACGGUAAUCAAUCGAAUGAAGCGAUCAACAAUAUGCAAAUUAUGAACUUUAUUAACAACAUGAACCAAAUGAACAAUAACGGCCAUGGUAACCAGCAGCAGCAGCAGCAGCAAGGUGGUGGCAACUCACGCGAUCCGCGCAGAGCCAACAGCCGGUUCGCACCGAGCAACGACAGCAGCGAAAUGUUCCAGCGCACCAACUGGCUGCUGCUGCGCAACGUCGACUUUCACGUGUACGAGGAGGACGUGUUUGCGUUCUUCGGGCACGACGGCUUCCAAGCCAAGAAUGUGCUGCUCGUGCACAAUGAGCGCGGUGGUCGGACGGGCGAAUGUUUGGUCGAGUUUGGAUCGCCGAGUGAGGCGGCCCACGCGGAAUCGAAAUCGUCCCAGAAUCUUGGCCGGCGGAAGGUGUUCGCAAGCCAUCUCGAUCGGGGACAGGUGGCGGAUCUGAUGGCACGGUUCCAUGCGAUCGCCCAGGGACUGCAGCCGUCGCACUGGCUGCCGGACCAUCUGCGGAACGAAAACAGCAAUGGCGGUGGUGGCAGUGGUGGUGGUGGCGGCGGUGGUGGUGGUAAUGGCGGUGGCGGUGGCGGUAGUCAGAAUGAUGAUCCGGAGAAGAACCAGGGCGUUGGGUGUGGACCAUACCGUACCUCGACGGUGGGGCUGCUGAAUCUGGCGUACAAGACGACGGUGGAGGACGUGCAGAAAUUCUUCCAGGAGUUUAACCUACCGCUGGAGAACAUUCGGCGCCGGUUCCUGGACAAUGGUAAUGCGACCGGGGAAGCGAUGGUACGGUUCCGCAAUCAUCAGGAUGCGGAGAAGGCGUUGAAUGAAUAUCAGAACAGGAAGCUGUUCGGUAGGAAUGUAAGGCUUCGAUUGAUCAACGAUGACUGAGAGGAGGAAGAGCGGUGGAAGGAGGGCAAAAAUUCGAAGGCUUAAAACACACAUCACACGUGGCCUCCAUUUUAGGGGGCGGCCUCCAUGUAAACCGGAAAAAAACAAACAGUCAAACGGAAGUUCCUUUGCGGAGGUUGAUCACGGAGCAAACGGAUCGCUCAGAUGAGGAGUAUCUACCAGUAGUUGAUAAACUCUUUUUGUGUACCCGAUUAGGUAAGGACCGCAUUAGGAUCGUAUUUCUAAACGAUUGGUAAGAGAUUGAAGUAUGGUUAGUUGAACCGGUGCGGUAGUGUAUAUAUGAACAGCUUUCGUGUAGUGUAUUUCACCAUAGCAUGAAAGCAACAUUUGUAAAUGUAAAUAAUAUUAUUUUAAAAAAACAACAGAAAAUAAAUUAUCAGUGUUUCUGAUUUAAAAA
This is a messenger RNA of Anopheles merus, 4807 nucleotides long. RefSeq lists its product as uncharacterized. Gene Ontology annotation, biological process: regulation of RNA splicing. The coding region runs from base 778 to 4389 and encodes 1203 amino acids. The record is from RefSeq and is a predicted model, not a curated record. Gene Ontology annotation, molecular function: RNA binding. Gene Ontology annotation, cellular component: ribonucleoprotein complex; nucleoplasm. NCBI's taxonomy places the organism in Eukaryota, Metazoa, Arthropoda, Insecta, Diptera, Culicidae. The transcript is spliced from 3 exons.